AUGGCUUCCGCAGCUCCCCACCCAACGCGCACGCAAACCUACCGAGAACGCGCCUUCCUACCAGGCACCUCACCGCUGGCAGCCUACCUCCUGCGCCUCAUCGCCAUCAAGCGAACAAACCUGUGUCUAUCCGCUGAUGUCUCCACCACCGCCGAGCUCCUGGCCGUAGCAGAGGAAGUAGGCGACUCGAUAUGCGUACUCAAAACACACGCCGACAUCAUCAACGACUUCGGCGACCGCACAAUCAAGGGGCUCCGCGACAUCGCGCGGCGGAAACGGUUCCUCAUUUUCGAGGACCGGAAGUUCGGUGACAUUGGAGAAACCGUCCAAAAACAAUAUACCGCCGGCCCCCUCCGCAUCUCCCUCUGGGCCGACAUCACAAACGCGCACAUCUUCCCCGGCCCCGCAAUCGUGCGCGCGCUCAAAGAAGCCGCCGCCAGCACAAUCGCAUCCUACAACACCGCCGUGCACACCGAGAUCAGCGCCUCCCCGCACUCAACCCCCUUCUCCGACUCCGACUCGCCCGACUUGGACGACUUCGACGACAGCCCCGGGCCCCCGCACGACGGCGCGAACGACUUCCUCACCGCGCGCAGCACCGCUGCGGGAAGGAAGGAGAGUGUCGUGUCUAUUAGCACGACGAUCAGCCAGCACAAUGAGAGCAUAUCCCCGCAGGCGUGCUCGCCGCUGGACAUGGAGGAGGGGUGCGACGGAGAUGCGGAUCGGGAUGGGAUGCUGGAGCGGUUGGGCCCGCCGCCGUUCCUGCGCGCGCUGUUGUUGUUGGCGGAGAUGAGCAGCGAGGGGAAUCUCCUCACGGGGAGCUAUACGGAGCAGUGUGUCGCGAUUGCGCGGGAACACAGGGAGUUCGUUAUGGGGUUUAUCGCGCAGCGCGCGCUGAAUGCCGAAGCGGGAGACAACUUCGUGACGAUGACGCCGGGGGUGCAGCUGCCGAAAGAGGGACAGGAGGCCGAGGGGAAGAUGGGGGAUAAGUUGGGGCAGCAGUAUAACACGCCCAGGAGGGUGGUGGGGGAGAUGGGGUGUGAUGUUGUGAUUGUGGGAAGGGGGAUCUUGGCGGCAAAUGAUAGGGUGAGGGAGACGGAGAGGUAUCGCACGGAGGCGUGGAGGGCGUAUGAGGAGCGGAUUGGGAUAGUGAGGUAG
Coniosporium apollinis CBS 100218 is the source of this 1158-nucleotide messenger RNA. RefSeq lists its product as uncharacterized. Gene Ontology annotation, cellular component: cytosol. The record is from RefSeq and is a predicted model, not a curated record. The transcript has 2 exons. The coding region runs from base 1 to 1158 and encodes 385 amino acids. Gene Ontology annotation, molecular function: orotidine-5'-phosphate decarboxylase activity. NCBI's taxonomy places the organism in Eukaryota, Fungi, Ascomycota, Dothideomycetes. Gene Ontology annotation, biological process: 'de novo' pyrimidine nucleobase biosynthetic process; 'de novo' UMP biosynthetic process.